AUGGUUGCGACCUUCUCGCCGCACCGGGACUCUGGUGGAACCCUCCAUCUUCCAUCGCACUCGGGCAUCCAUCACGUUGAUGCUAGUUCCGCCAUCCGCCAGCUUCGGCGCUCUUUGUCGCGCUCGCCAUCCAAGAGCUCCAAUUUCUUCCUCAACACUCGCAAUCAAUCACCUUCCAAAUCGAACUACGUCUCUUCUCCAUUGUCUCCUUCUCGCCGUUCCUCUCAGAGCAACUUUGUGCUCUUCCCUUCAUCUGGUCAGCCUUCACCUCUUGCCGUUCCUUACCCUCCUAGUGCAAAAAUCACCAGGCCGGCCAUGCGACGACGAACGUCCCCACGCAGUCCGGCCAAACGUGCUCUCGCGGCGUCUGCAGACAGCGGCAACACUUUUCCAUCUCAACCGAUUGCACCGCCACCAGGAGAGGAAAAUGAUCUGACCAUCGACGACUUGACGGAUCCUACCGAGGAUUCAAUUUGUACGAAUUUUGGUGUUUCAACCACCCCAGGUGCGCCGCUGAGUGAAACUCCGUUUGCGCCUCGUUCUACACUCUCGCGCAUCGAAAAGCGCCGAAGUGGGACGUUUGGCUCAUUUGCGACAGUCAGUCCUCUGAAGCGAAGUGACGGUAUUAUGAAUCUCGACCAGGCCUCUCGAGGGAGUCCCUCUGCGAAGCGACGCAGCAUGCAUGCGCCCAAUUUUACCGAUUUUAGUAUAUUUGAUAACAAUUGCGAAAGCGCGCCUACAAGCCCGACAGAAGGCGAGUCUCCAUCUUUCCCGACUCCCAUUCAACCAUUCAGUCCAUUCGCCACUAUUCCCAAGCGCUCUUCCUCUCUGCGACGCUCGACUUUGCAACAGAGACAGGGAGAACGGCCACUAUUCGGCAAACCCCGAAGCGGGGACGGAGAUAUGCCUCCUGGAACUCCAUUGGCAGUGCGCCCACGCAUGUCCUUUGAGAGCGGUUUAUUCGAGAAAGGACAAGACACUAGCAAUCUUUUCUCUCCACGACCUCCAACCAGUCCUCUCUUCUCCCCUCAGCCCAACAACGCCCCUUCCGCUCUCAAUGUCAACACUCAGGCUCCCCGACCUACCGCCCACCCUCUCUCUCGAACAAUCACUCAGUCUUCUUCCGGUUCCAGUUUGGAUGACUCGCCAACUCAUGAACCAACGCACAAAUCGGGCCCGCCGCGCCCCAUCUUCAAUUUCUCCAAGUCGCUUCCUGCUGGUGCGACUCGUCCAGCUCCCGUGCGGCGGAUAACACGUGAAGAUUCAGGAGAAUUCGCGACACCAAAUAACUAUAAACUAGUGAAGCCUCUGCCCGCGGCUUUCAUGUCAACUGGGUUGAUCUCCAAGAAGAAUCGCAAUGCGGAAGAUCCCAGUGGUACUGGUUUUAACAAGAACAUGCCUGACACGCCUUGCAAGCGACCUGUGAAUUUGUUCACUGCGGGACCCAACCCACCACCAGAGCGUCUGUUUGACAAAUCUCAAUCCCGACUUAGGGAGUCCGAAAUUGCGCCUGAAUCGCCUUUCAACCCAACUCCGUUCGUCGCACGCUCGAAGCCUGGGCCGUUUGCCAAAGGAAUGGGCAUCUUUGGCAACUCCUUCAAUCGCCCCGAGCCCUCCCGUCGAGGAAGCGUUAUCAGUGUUGACGGCGAUGAGAUGCAGGCUGAAUCUCCAUCCCGCCCUGACAGCCAACCACUCACUGAUUCUGACUUCCCUCCCACUCCCACCAAACAAACAUUCCUUCCUUCGGUUACUUACCCUCCUUCAACAUCCCACAUCGCUUCCCUUGAGCGGUUGUCAGAAUCCAAUUCCAGCGCUCACUCCACACCCUUGCGUGACCGCUUCCUCCAAGUAACGCCUCAGACUCCCCGCGAUCAAUACUUCCCUCCGGAUCCGAGUGGAUUGUCGAUCUCCGUGCCAAACGAUCAGUCACAUCCCCCUGACUUCGGCAGCUCCACCAACUCGAACGGUCUUCCGGCCACCCCCACCGGUCCCCGAGAGUCCUUACUUGCCAGCAAGCGCCCUAGUCUUUCUCUGAGUGGAUACCAAGCUCCCGAUGUGGAUCCCAGCUUGACUGCACGUUUCGAGAAGGUUGAGCUGGUAGGAACUGGCGAGUUCUCAAAGGUCUUCCGAGUCGGUCAACCGCACGAUGCUUCCGUUCCUUCGGUCUUUUCGCUUGCAUCCAGUGGCCCCAAGUCGCCUACCGAGUUGCCCCAUCAGGUUUGGGCCGUGAAGAAGAGCAAGCAGCCUUAUACUGGUCUCAAGGAUCGUGAACGCCGCAUUCGUGAGGUCGAAGUGCUCAAGACUAUGACCAACACCGAUCACGUGAUCCACUUUGUCGACAGCUGGGAAGACUUCGGUCACCUGUACAUCCAAACAGAAUAUUGCGAAGAAGGUAGCUUGGAUGUUUUCCUGGCUCAGGCCGGCCUGAAGGCUCGUCUGGAUGACUUUCGGAUCUGGAAGAUUCUGCUGGAGCUCUCUUUGGGAUUGAAGCACAUCCACGACCAGGGCUUCAUCCACCUUGACCUCAAGCCCGCCAAUAUCCUGGUGACCUUUGAAGGUGUCCUCAAAAUUGCCGACUUCGGUAUGGCUGCUCAUUGGCCAGCCCAGGAUGGUAUCGACGGGGAAGGUGACCGUGAAUACAUCGGACCUGAGAUUCUGAUGGGCCGUUUCGACAAGCCUGCCGAUAUCUUCUCCUUGGGUCUCAUUGUGUUUGAAAUUGCCGGCAAUGUGGAGCUGCCAGACAAUGGAGUGUCAUGGCAAAAGCUUCGCAACGGUGAUAUGAGCGAUGUUCCUAGCCUGACCUGGAGCUCGGAAACGAGUAUCUUCCGCGAUGCCUCUGGAAACCCAAUUUCUGAAGAAUCAUCGUUUGAGGAUCUCUGUGCUUCGGAUCUCGGUGUUGAUGACUUCGGCGACGAUUUCCUCACAAGUCGCCAGCUGAAUGCUCCCAAGCCCGCCCGGCUCGCCCGCAGCGGCGAACUUGUCGAUCCGCCCGACUUCAUGAUCAACGCUCACCACGCUCAAGCGCUCGACAAGAUUGUCGGGUGGAUGAUCUCUCCUGAGCCCCGUGACCGACCCACGGCGGAUCAGAUCCUCGAAACAUACGGUGUUCAAUUCGUGAACCAGCGUCGCCGUGCGGGUGCCACCGUCUUUGAAGGCAAUUUUGGCCCUGCCGACGAGAUUCUGGCCGAAGACGCCGAAAUGAUCGAUGUGUAA
Molecule: messenger RNA, 3213 nt
Organism: Penicillium manginii
Lineage: Eukaryota; Fungi; Ascomycota; Eurotiomycetes; Eurotiales; Aspergillaceae
Product: tyrosine protein kinase SWE1
Exons: 1
Coding region: 1-3213 (1070 amino acids)
Biological process (GO): protein phosphorylation
Molecular function (GO): ATP binding; protein kinase activity
Source: RefSeq, a predicted model, not a curated record